UUUGUUCCUGCUAAGUAUGUAGAAACACGACUUACCCGAUAAAGUAUGCCCAAACGCUUCUCUCUCCAUGCACACACUAAUUCUCUCUCUUCAAUCCUGCGUACAGCAAUCGCUCUCUCUCGUCUCUCUCUCACUAGGCACAAAACAAUCUCUUUCUCUCUCUAGACGAUUGAAGACCGCUACCUCCAGAGAUCCCUUUGCUGCUCUCAAUUGAGAAGCUUCCCUCCUUUGCUCUCUCUCUUUCUCCUUUUUUGUAGCAAUUCCACAUUUUAUUUCUUUCUCUCACCUCUGCAAUUAAUCCAGGAUCUAUGGAAGCCCUAUCAAUCUAUUUCGUCCCACUGCAGCUAUCAAGCAUCUCAAUGAACCCUUGAAAUUCAUUCCUUGGCUCUCUGAAAAUAAUGAACGAUAUCACAAACCUAAGGGUUUCCGGUCAUUUUAUUGACAUUUGGACACAAAACUUGAAGAAACUAUUGAAAUGCACUGUUUUCCUCUGCAAAUGAUCCAGAACAUGGCGAAACCCUAGAAAUGGCGACGCAGAGAGUGUGUUUUCCUCUGCAAAUGAUCCAGAGCAUGGCGAAACCCUAGAAAUGGAGACACAGAGAGUGGGAGGGGAGAAUAUUCACUCAUGAAGUUCUUGUGCUCAUAUGGAUAUGGCUGUACGGACGGAAUGUGAGGCGAGCAGCAGUACCGGGAACAGAGGGGAGUCUGUUGUGGUCGAUCGUGGGUGGCUUCGAGGAUCUUGUGGCUACUGUAAAUCGAAUAGCCGAUCGAGCUUGGCUCAUGGUAUGGGGGCUCGCAGCAUUACAGUGGAUGACUACCAAGAACUUCUUGACCGUGGCUGGAGGAGAUCUGGAUCUUUUAUUUACAAACCCGAGAUGGAAAAAACAUGCUGUCCAUUAUAUACAAUCCGUCUUAAGGUGGAUGAUUUUGUGCCCUCGAAGGAGCAAAUUCGCGUUUCUCGGAGAAUGCAAAGGUAUUUAGAUGGGACACUUGGUUUGAAGAAAUCAGACAAGUCUCAGAAUGAGGAGCAAGAUUCUUCUCAGGGCUCAUGCAGCCUUACUUGUCACAUGUCCACAAGCCAGGGGUCUCAAAACUUGGUCCAAAAGGUGUCUUUUUCUUCUUCUGAUUGCAAAGAAGUGAAUGAGGCACCCAUGGAGACGAAGGAUUUAUCUGCCCAAAUCGACAAUGCUCUAAAGGCAUGCAUAGAGACUGAUGAAUUGGCUGCCCUUAUGGAUUUGCCUUCUGCUUGUGUCAAACGAGUUAACCCACAAACCAAAAGGAAGCUCAGAGAAUUGUCGGGAAAUUUGUUGUACACCAGCAACAUUGCUUUUCAGUUUGCAGCAGCCUUAAGGCGGUUACAAUCAGCUGACAAAAAAUCUCAAGAACUUGAGGAAGUGAAAGAUGGUGUCAAUGCAGGGGAAAAACCAAAGAUUCUUUCUCCUCGGGAAAUAGCAGAAAAGGUGGCAUACUCUUUAAACCAACAGGGAGGCAUUGCUGAUAUCUCUAUUGAAGCUUGCAAUGGGCACCUUAAUUUUUUCUCUCUUACUAAAGAAAAACGAUCGGAUGAGCUUCCUGUCAAGGGAACUAGAGCAAAAACCAAUAGCUCGUUGAAUAAAAAUAAGUCCCCCCCCUUCAAGAAGCGAAGGCUUGAGAUCCGUAUGAAGCGAUCAUGCUUUGACCCUGAAGAAUAUGCUCUGUAUAGAAGAUACCAAAUUAAGGUGCAUAAUGAGAAACCAGAGCAGGUCAAGGAAAGCUCAUACAGGAGGUUCUUGGUGGACACUCCUCUUGUGUUUGUUCCCCAUUCAAAUGAUAGAACAGUUCCCCCAUGUGGCUUUGGUUCUUUCCAUCAGCAAUAUGUGAUUGAUGGGAAGCUGGUUGCAGUUGGUGUGGUGGAUAUCCUUCCAAGAUGCUUGUCUAGUAAAUAUUUGUUUUGGGAUCCAGACCUUGCUUUUCUCUCUCUAGGAAAGUAUUCUGCUCUUCAGGAAAUAAAUUGGGUGAAGGAGGCACAGAGGCACUGCCCUAGCCUGCAAUACUACUAUCUCGGCUAUUAUAUUCACUCCUGCCCUAAGAUGAGAUAUAAGGCAGCAUAUUGCCCCUCUGAGCUUUUAUGUCCCCUUCGUUACGGGUGGGUGCCAUUUCACAUUGCAAAGCCACUGCUUGAUAAGAAACCAUAUGUUGUCCUCUCGGACUACAAGACUUUGGCAGCUGAAGACCCCAAAAGCUCAACGGAACCACAACAAUGCGAACAACCCAGCGCUGAAGAUCAGAGUGAGGUUCUCCAUGAUGAUGAUGACGAUGACGAUGACAAUGAUGAGGGAGAAGAAAUGGAUCUUGAUAUGGAUGAGUGGGACACAGGCCCAGAUGAUGAUUCAGAAAGCAACAAUAUGUCAUUGCCCGAUGAGCUGCUUAAUGUGGAUGUUGAUAAGAUUAUGAUAGCAUUGAAUGGCUCUCGUGUCCGCUUCAAGGAUUUUAAAGAAGACAGUCCAAUUGAAAGGAGGCAUAUUGCUGUUUUGGAAUUGCAGUUGCAGAGGUAUGCUAAAGCUGUGGGCCGCACAGCUUCAGAACACAUGGUCUAUUCCCUUGGAUAGCGCUUUCUCUCUCUCAGCAUGCGCAUUGUGUAAGCAUUUGAGUUCUCUGUCCACUCUCUCUCUCCGCAUUCUCACUGAAUGUAAGCAUUUGAGUUCUCUGUCGUCUCUCUCUUUAUCUCUCAUUUGUGCCUAUUUAAGUGUUUCUAAUGAAUUUUCCUUGAUCUGUACUAAAAUUUGACUUGGCUUCCAUUUCCCUUCUUUUGCUGGUUCUGUCUCUGAGUCUUGGAUAAAAGUGAGCUUCUUGAAUAAAAUUAUUUUGUUCUUA
Molecule: messenger RNA, 2853 nt
Organism: Amborella trichopoda
Lineage: Eukaryota; Viridiplantae; Streptophyta; Magnoliopsida; Amborellales; Amborellaceae
Product: arginyl-tRNA--protein transferase 2
Biological process (GO): arginyl-tRNA aminoacylation; protein arginylation
Cellular component (GO): cytoplasm
Molecular function (GO): arginyl-tRNA--protein transferase activity; arginine-tRNA ligase activity; ATP binding
Source: RefSeq, a predicted model, not a curated record